CAGACCUACACCCAAACCUUCAAUGUGAGCAAACAUGAUGCUGACUUGGUAGUUGUGUUGCAAACCAUUUCUUUCUAUAUCAACAAUUUCAUUCUUCUUAUACAUAACAUAAUCUGCAUUUUCCUUUCCUUUUUGUGAUUUUUCCCUACAAAUUGUUCAUUUCAUGUUCCCCUGCUUCAACUCAAUUCAUCAGCGUGCAUUCUUCACUUCAUUGACAGCGACACUCUAUCGACAGAGGCACCUUGUCCUUUGACUCAUUCUCUGCCAAACUCUCAUUCUCAACAAGAAUGCAUAAUUUCUAAUCCUGUCGCCCAUUUCCUGUAGUUUCAUCCAAACUGACCUCACCUUCAAGCUUGGUGGUCGGUCGCGUGUCUACCACAACCACCGACCAGCCCGAUCUUGACUCUUGAACUUUUCACCCACUCCAUCCGCCACCACAUCCACCUUCACAACUACACCCUCCACCUUCUUUUGAUGGUGACAACGAUUUGAUAUCGCGCGACCUCGUAUUUCGAGUCCCGGGUCGAAGCAAAUAUCAGAUUCCUCACUCAUCGCCCUCGCACUCGCCCUCGCAUUGUCGCUGAUUCUUGGCCCCCAACUUACGAUUCACCCUCCAUGCAAUAAAAGUGCUGCACGUCAAAAUGGAUAUCGACGCUAACAACUUCAAAUGGGAGCUGUUGCACAUCCUCAAGCAGCUUUCUAUUGCCUCUUUUGUCACUAUCGAUCUUGAGAUGAGUGGUAUCUCCACCAAGCCCCAAACAGGUUCCCGUAUGAGCAAGCCAUCUCUACAAGAAUACUAUAAUGAUGUGAAGCACGCGGCCGAGAAAUAUGCCAUCGUACAAAUUGGUAUUACCAUCGUAACGGAAGAUAAGGAGAGAGGUAUGGUCCUUGAUGUUGAUGUUUACCAUUCGCAUUGUACAUCGCUAACCCUUUUCAGGCUUUUAUCUUGCUCGCCCUUAUAACUUCUUCGUCAGUCCUCUUCAAGCUAACGGGCUUGGAGCGGAUAUUAAGUUUGAGCGUGACAUUUGCUUUAAUACCAGCUCUUGCGAGUUUUUGUUGAGAAAUCACUUUGACAUUGGUAAGAUGUUCACUCAUGGAGUUUCCUAUCUGGGACGAAAUGAGGAAGACAUCUGUCGGGAGCAAUUCAAGAAACGAAAUGAUCGUCAAGCUACAAUCCCUGAUAUGAUGAUUCAUCCCUCAGACGUUGAAAACCUUACUUUCUACCGUGAAGCUAGAAGAACCAUCACUGCUUGGUUGGAGGAUAAGAAAGUGUGUUAGAACCUGCUCGCUUGUUUGAGGAGAAAAGGAGAAAAGGCUAAUGAUUUUCCUAGACCCAGGUUGAAUUUGUCAACAUUGGCUCUCCUGAUCAACAGAUUUCGUCCUACCAGCGUCGACUGGUCCAUCAGCUCAUUCGCAGCGAGUUCCCUGAGCUACGUACUUUUGCCAGAGACAGUGGGGCUUUUAUGCAAGUCGUCAAAAUCAAUCCAAAGCGGGAAGCAGAGGUAUGUUUGACUUUGAUAAGUACAUUUUAGAUGUUCAUGAUGAAAUGUUUUCCCCUUUUAUGCCUUUCCAUUAUAGCAAAUCUUCGUGUUGUCAACUUGACAAUAAUUUUCCUGUUUGCAAACGUCUUACCCUGCUUUCGACCCUUUAAAUUUUUAGUUUGUUUUUCCGUUGAUAUACUGAUGUCGUCUAGGAACAACAGAGCCGCAGUCACAAGUUUGAGACUGCCAUUGGAAGGCAAACAGGUUUGUACAGGUCUUUCAAGAAAUACAAGCUACUGCUAAUUCAAUUUAAGGUCUACGAUGGAUCUUUGAGGCAUUAACCUGUGGGGACCUUCGCAACAUUGACCCGCUCUGGUUCUACAACAUCCACGACGAGCGAACCAAUGCAGACGUACUCAAGAAUGUUACUCGCGAGCUCAAAACCAUUACCAAGACUCUCAAGACCAAGCAACAGAUUCUUGUUGGACACAAUUUGUUUACCGAUCUUGCUUUCAUUUACAAGACUUUCGUCGGUACUCUCCCAGUUAAUGUCAGACACUUUCAAGAGGACAUUCAUGACUUGUUUCCGAUCAUCUACGAUACCAAAUAUCUGGCCACUCAAACUGAGGAAUUUGCACAUGCCAGGUCGGGUCUUAAGGAGCUUCUUGAACCAUUCAAGAAGAUUCAUCAACCAUUGAUUAUAUUGCAUGAAUCGCACACUCGUUACGGUUCCGAGAUGGAUCAUGAGGCAGGUUACGAUAGUACGUUACGAUCCUUCGCGCGAAAACAUUUUGCUAACAAACAACGGGUUGGAUGACAGCAGAACUCUUCGUCAAGCUCUCCGGCAAACUCUACCACGAGGCAAAAUCAAACCUUGACGAGAACUCCGAGAGAAGCAGUACGGACGUCGGUGAUGAUGACUCUGGGGGUAUCUUCCUCUCCUCCCCUCGCCAACACGAUUACCUCUCCGGAUCUGAUAGCGAGGAGCUCCUUACCAGUGAAUGGGCUACACGCAAGUUACAUGGCAACUCCUUCGCUGCUCUCUCCCUGCUAGACCAGGAUAUUGAGGAAGAUGGUGGCGCAGAGGUUGGUGAGGUGCCCGUUGACCAACUCUUCAUGCCGGCUAGUACGAGUCCUUUCUGGGAUGCGUAUGUGAACAAGCUGAGAGUUAUGGCUGUUGAGGGGGGUAUUUGUGAUUUGGACCUUGAAUGGGCUGACUGA
Messenger RNA from Hymenoscyphus albidus, 2702 nucleotides. The record is from the annotation of a GenBank genome assembly. Lineage: Eukaryota; Fungi; Ascomycota; Leotiomycetes; Helotiales; Helotiaceae.